AUGUAUGCAAGAAAUUGCAACAUAUGGGGCAGCAUUCCAGAUGAAAUUGGCAAUUUGAGUAGCCUCAUCACUUUAGAACUAUGCUGUAAUCAGCUAAGUGGGAUGCUGCCAAAUACCAUAAAAAACUUGGAAAAGCUUCAACAGAUAGAUCUUCACGACAACAAGUUGAGCAAAACCUCCCUUGAGUAUCUAUGCGUUUGGCAAAACUUGGGUGGAUUGUUUUUGGGAGAAAAUCAAAUUUCGGGAUCUAUUCCAGAGUGCAUUGGAAAUGUUACUUCUUUGAGAUUUCUUUCUCUAGAUUCCAACAAACUAAACUCUAGUCUGCCUAUCACUGUAUGGAACCUGAAAGACUUGUUGGUGCUUAACCUCUCCAGAAACUACCUGAGUGGAACUUUAUCUCCUGAGAUUAGGAACUUAAAGACAGCAAUUUCUAUUGAUUUGUCAAUCAAUGAGAUUUCAGGUGGUAUUCCUAGCUCCAUCGGAGAUAUGGUGAACUUGCAGAACCUUUUAUUGGCAUACAACAGAUUGGAAGGAUCAAUUCCAGUGUCAAUUGGCACGACUUUGAGCUUGGAAUGGUUGGAUCUUUCACACAAUCAUCUCACAGGUACGAUUCCAAUGUCAUUGGAGAACCUUCGGUAUCUUGUACACUUCAAUGUCUCUUGCAACAAUUUAAAAGGCGAAAUACCAUCCAAGGGCCCUUUUACAAACUUCACUGGAGAAUCCUUCAUUUCAAAUGAAGCACUUUGUGGAGCACCUCGGUUCCACGUUCCCUCAUGCCCAGGAAUUUCUGGUGGUCAAUUGAGAGCCAAAAAGCUGCGUCGGACUAUAUCUGUUGCCCUUGGAGCAUUUAUAUCAGUUGCAGUUGCGAUGUUCCUGGGAUUCAUUUAUUUCAGACGCACAAAGAAAGAACAAGUUGCCAGUGAAGGAGUUCUACCGUCAGCAGCAACACAGGAAAGAAUCUCGUAUUAUAAACUUUUGCAAGCAACUGACGGGUAUGAUGAGAGCAAUCUGUUGGGCACAGGAAGUUUUGGAUCAGUUUAUAAAGGCACCCUUGAUGAUGGGAGGAUUGUUGCUGUUAAAGUGUUUAAACUGCAACAAGAAGGAGCAUUCAAUAGUUUCGAUGCAGAAUGUGAAGUAUUGCGUAGCCUUCGUCAUCGAAACCUGACGAAAGUCAUUAGCAGCUGCUCAAACGAAGACUUCAAAGCAUUGGUGCUUGAGUUUAUGCCUAAUGGAAGUCUUGAGAAAUGGUUGUAUUCCCAUAACUAUUUUCUCGAAAUCAAGCAGAGAUUAGACAUAUUGAUUGAUGUGGCAUGUGCACUACAAUAUCUCCACUACGGUUUUUCAACGCCAGUGGUUCAUUGUGAUGUGAAGCCCAGUAAUGUGCUCCUAGAUCAAGAUAUGGUUGCCCAUGUGAGUGAUUUUGGUGUUGCAAAGUUGCUGGGACAUGAGGACAGCUUUACAUACACCAAAACAUUAGCCACACUUGGCUAUCUUGCUCCAGAGUAUGGACUGGAAGGACAAGUAUCAACAAGAUGCGAUGUUUACAGUUUUGGAAUCAUGAUUAUCGAAGUCUUUACAAGAAAAAAUCCCAGUGAUGAAAUGUUUGGCGAAAUAUUGAGCCUGAAGAGUUGGGUGAGUGAUUCUACGCCGGAUGGACUGGUUCAUGUUGUUGAUGUUAAUCUGCUGAGGCCCAAUGAUGAACACCUCGAUGAAAAGUUGGACUGCAUUUCAUCAAUCAUGAAAGUGGCUUUGAAUUGCACAAGGGAAUCUCCAAGGGAGAGAAGCAAUAUGCAUGAUGUUCUUGCAGAUUUGAAGAAGAUCAAACUUCAGCUACUGCCAUGUUCAAAUUAAAAGG
This is a messenger RNA of Coffea eugenioides, 1855 nucleotides long. Its product is annotated as receptor kinase-like protein Xa21. Gene Ontology annotation, biological process: protein phosphorylation. The record is from RefSeq and is a predicted model, not a curated record. NCBI's taxonomy places the organism in Eukaryota, Viridiplantae, Streptophyta, Magnoliopsida, Gentianales, Rubiaceae. Gene Ontology annotation, molecular function: protein binding; protein kinase activity; ATP binding. The transcript is spliced from 2 exons. Bases 1 to 1851 code for a protein of 616 amino acids.